CACGUGGAUCCUAUAAACAGCUUGCGGCAUGAUGAACUCGUGUAUGCAAACAAGCAAUCAAGACGACCCCGCAUGUCCCAUUCUCAAAAACAAGAUCGCACCACACGCAAUCCAUCAGCGCACCACAGCGAGCUUCUUGUGUUCGGCUACGGAUGCACAUUGUUUCGAAAUGACGCUUUGGCAGAGACGGUCGAGUCUCUUCUGCAACCAUGGCAUGACGAAGAGAAUGGGGUGUGGAUGGAUAGGUAAUGCCUAAACAAAAACGUGAGGUCAUAAGAUGGGUUAUGCUUGCAAUGUGGCAUGGAACUAUCCAAUUGUGGGUUUGAACUACAAAAAAGUUAGUGUCUACUGAUGCAGGGUUAUGCGAGUGCUUUUGCGCUCGCUAUAUUACGGUAACCAAAUAAACUUUGAAUCAACUGAGACAGAGGCUAAGACGGAUAUCUGAUACACCCAUCUUUGGCACUUCUCUGACAACACCAGAUUCGACGUCCGCAACCUGCUUGACGAUCUUGCCAUAUGUGAUCAACCUGUUUGUCAGAUUCCAGAAGCAGACUCAGAGGAGGAUUUGUGCGACGAGGAGCGGUAUCGGGAUGUGGAUUCGGAGGAGGAGACGCUGUUUGAUAUGUCGGAGGACGAGAGGGUGGAGUACUUGGAGGAGAAGCGAAGACGGGGAUUAGAGGAGAACAAGAAGGAGAUUUAUUAUGAUUAUGGGCCGGGAGAUGGUAAUGUUAUGGGCAAGAUGGGGGAGACGGAGAUCUUGAACGCGGACCAAAAGGUCCAACUCAAGUAUGCAGUACCGGCUGCCAUGAUCACGCCGUCCAACCAACGUAUAGCAGACAUUAUCGAGAAAACAGCAACGUUCAUCAAUAACAGCACAAACCCCCAGAUGGAGGUCCUCAUCCAAGCCAAACAAGCCACCAACCCCGAUUUUGGGUUUCUGCACAUGCAGCACAGCUUGCAUCCUUAUUACAAACACGUGCGGUCAGUCCUGAAAUCGGGUUUGGCUGGGUUAACUGCGUACGGUAGCGAUAGCGAUAGCGACGAUGAGGAACAACAAGUUCAUCAACCUGAGGAUGCUCCAGCUACUCCUGAUCUCUCAACGGCACCGCUAACGUGGACUGCUUUCCGAGGAGGCGGACUCCCACAGGCGGCCAUGAGUAUCCCACCACCAGACCUUCAAACCAUCAUUGACAAAAUGGCCUCCUUUGUGGCGCGGAAUGGGCCUUCGUUUGAAGCCAAAGUCAAGGAGAAGAAUCGCGGUGACCCCCGGUUUGCGUUCCUACUCCCAUGGAACGAGUUUCAUAUGUACUACAAAAGCAGACGCGAUGGACACUCCGUUCAUGAGGGUCAAACGACUGUGGCAAAUGACACUGCACCAACGUCCCAUGCAAGUACAAACUCCCAGAUGACAGAUCCUACAAAACUCAAAGCAGAGCGACUUGCAAGAGCGCGCGCAUAUCUGGCAACCAUGAAAGCAAAAAGCGCACAGACAGGCUCGUCUACUCGCGCCCACCAUCACACGGAGCCGGAGUCAAUGCCAUAACUUGCAAUGUACCCACCGCGUGGACACAUCUAAUUAAUUUGGCUCACAGGAUGGUGAAGAUGGGAGGUCAAUGGACUCGCCAAUGCAUGGAAACGAAAAAGAAGACGAGGAAGCAUGAUUUGUGUCUUUUUGGAGCGCGGACCUGCAUAGUCCAAUUGUAAUGAUUGUCAUUUGGGGCGGCUGCAAGCUUCAACUCGUUCGUCCUUUUUAGGCAAACAGAACUAUAGAGCAAGUGUCCACGGAAUAUAUUUACCCUAAAUGAAUAAAUCGUAUGAACACUACAAUCAAAGUCCAUGGCUCCAACCACGGAAAAAAGUGCCACUUGUUUGCUACUGCAUUCAGUAAAUGUCGUUCAUUUUUGUUUGCGAGCGGCUGGGCGCACUUUUAUUGGUAAGCUGAUGGUGUCGCAGGCGCGUAUAGGUGGGAGAUUUUGUCACAGCUUUAUGUUCGCGUGUGUGUAUUUUUGGAAUUAGUUUGAAGUGCUCCUUUUUGCAUAGGUCAACAUGUCGCCAUGCGCUAUGUUUCGAUGCUCAAUAUGUCCAAAUCAUUGUUUUGAAUAUCGAUGGGACGCGUGCUUUUAUUUUGGUACACAAUGCGGACCGGAAUGCGAUCGACGGUGGUGGGGCCGCGCGGGAUGCGGGGAAACGGCGGAGGUGCCCCUCAAAAAGACGCGAGACGCACCUUAGCCACGUCC
Messenger RNA from Spizellomyces punctatus DAOM BR117, 2237 nucleotides. RefSeq lists its product as uncharacterized. Gene Ontology annotation, biological process: regulation of alternative mRNA splicing, via spliceosome; mRNA cis splicing, via spliceosome. The transcript has 3 exons. NCBI's taxonomy places the organism in Eukaryota, Fungi, Chytridiomycota, Chytridiomycetes, Spizellomycetales, Spizellomycetaceae. Gene Ontology annotation, molecular function: RNA binding. The record is from RefSeq and is a predicted model, not a curated record. Gene Ontology annotation, cellular component: U2 snRNP; catalytic step 2 spliceosome; U2-type prespliceosome. Bases 623 to 1543 code for a protein of 306 amino acids.